AUGAGCCAUUCACAGCAAAUCUCGAGGCUUACUGUCAAAGGAUUUUUGAAAUUACCUGCUUUCGGACAAAACAGCAAGGCUGGCGAGAUGGCCGCGGCUUCAACGAGAAUGACUUUCUGUCCUCAUCGUUCUGAUGUUCUUCCAAAAGCUGGAAAUGCCAUCGGUGAAGAAAAUUCGCCUUCAGAGGCCGUCAAUUUGGAAGCUAAUAACAUCACAGCUAAUGAAAUGCAAGAAAUCGAAUCGGCAGUCGGACGUAUGACACGCAAAAGAGCAGUUUCCUACGAGGAACUUUAUCCUACUUUAUUCCGUCGGCGGCGCAAACUCCCUGCCGCUCGUGUUAAAAGAGCUUCAGUCGUUCCGACUGCAAAAAUACCUGGCGGUUUUCCCAACUCUGUUGAAUCCGAAAAUACCGUUCCAGUAGAAUCCACGCCAGACUUCGUAAGUGCAAAAGCAUCGGUGAAAGGCGAUGGUGCAGUGAAGCGGACAAAACGGAAGCGGAGCAGAAGGAGAAAGCAGCGCAAAUCUAUUAACAGUAAGUGUCACAUUGUUAGUUCCUGA
Messenger RNA from Gongylonema pulchrum, 558 nucleotides. The record is from the annotation of a GenBank genome assembly. Lineage: Eukaryota; Metazoa; Nematoda; Chromadorea; Rhabditida; Gongylonematidae.